Messenger RNA from Myripristis murdjan (pinecone soldierfish), 2751 nucleotides. RefSeq names its product extracellular calcium-sensing receptor-like. Gene Ontology annotation, biological process: G protein-coupled receptor signaling pathway. Gene Ontology annotation, molecular function: G protein-coupled receptor activity. The transcript is spliced from 12 exons. Gene Ontology annotation, cellular component: plasma membrane. The record is from RefSeq and is a predicted model, not a curated record. NCBI's taxonomy places the organism in Eukaryota, Metazoa, Chordata, Actinopteri, Holocentriformes, Holocentridae. The coding region runs from base 1 to 2658 and encodes 885 amino acids.
AUGUCUUGGUUCUCCUGGCUCUUCACUCGGUGGUCCUCCCCAGCCUCCUUACUGCUCCUCCUGGUAGUGGGCAGAGAGUUGGGGCUCAGGGUGGGGCUGGAGGUGGUUCAGACAGCGAUGUGCUCUCGGUGGAGUGCACCGAUGGAACAAAGCAUCCAGGGACCCUCUCAGAAUGGAGAUGUGGUGAUUGGUGGGAUCUUUAACCUUAAUUACCUGCCUUCAGUUACAGACCAGGACUUCACUAAGCUGCCACACUACAAACCUUGCACUGGACUGGAGCUAAAGUCGUUAAGAUAUGUGUAUGCUAUGCUGUUUGCGGUGGAGGAAAUUAAUCGUAACACCGCCCUGCUACCAGGUGUGAGGCUGAGCUAUCGUAUUUUUGAUGGCUGUGCCCGACACCCCGGGGCCACUCAAGCAGCACUGUCUCUGGUCGGAGGAGACAGUCUCACCUGCAACUCAACAGCCCCCCUCCCUCAAUCAGCUGAACAAACUGGGGGGAGGAGAGGUGGUCAGCCUGUUCCUUUGGUCAUUGGUGGUUCCUCAUCUGUGACUGGCAAAAUACUGUCCACGAUCCUGGCACCUCUCUCAAUCAGCUACCUGGCCAGCUGUGCCUGUUUGAGUGACAGGCGUAAGUUUCCCAACUUCUUCAGAACCAUUCCCAGUGAUGUUUACCAAGCCCGGGCCAUUGCCCGGCUUGCAAUACGUUUAAACUGGACUUGGGUUGGAGCUGUGGUGGCAAACACUAACUAUGGACACAUGGCAAUCCAGGAAUUUCAGAGAGAGACUGAAGGGGCAGGAGUGUGUUUGGAGUUCACAGAGGCUGUCAGCAGGGAGACUAUUGUGAGAGAUGCCAGACGAGCUGCAAUCACCAUUCAGGCCUCAACUGCAAGAGUGAUUCUGAUCUUCUGCUGGUACACAGAUGUGAGGCAAUUAUUCCUGGAACUAGUCAAGAGAAAUGUGACUGACAGACAGUUUCUGGCCAGUGAGGCAUGGAGCACCAGUGAUGAUAUUCUUCAAAAUAUUGCCCUAUCCAAAGUGGCAAGUGGUGUUGUAGGUGUGGCUAUUCGAAGUUCAGUUAUUACUGGAUUUGAGAAUUAUCUCAGAAGUUUGCAUCCAUCGCAUCGUCCUGGAGAUGAGCUACUAAAGGAAUUCUGGGAAAAGGAGUUUGGCUGUAGUCCUGGAGCUUCAAAAUCACAUGGCACACUUCGUUCUUCCUAUCCUCCCUGCAGUGGGACAGAGUCCCUUUGGGGGGUGCAGAAUCACUUUACUGACACCUCCCAUCUGAGGGUGACCUAUAAUGUCUACCUUGCUGUGUAUGCAGCAGCCCAUGCGCUUCAUAGCCUUCUGUCCUGCCCUAACACAGAUCGGCGUCCUGCAGCCAACAGCUCCACCUGCUCCUCCCCACACAGUAUCAACCCCGCAGAGCUGUUGCAGCACUUGAACAAGGUGAGCUUCACCACUCCUCAGGGGGAAAAGUUUUACUUCCAAGGAGGUGACAUUCCAGCAAAGUAUGACCUUGUCAACUGGCAGACCACCCCAGAGGGGUCACUCAAACUGGUCUUGAUUGGUCGAGUUGAUGGGUUUGAGCUCCAUCUUAAUCAAUCAGCUGUUCAGUGGAGCACAGGGUCCAAUCAGGUGCCUGUUUCAGUGUGCAGUGAGAGCUGCCCCCCAGGUACCCGAAUGGCCAGCAGGAAGGGGGAGCCAGUCUGCUGCUUUGACUGUGUCCCGUGUGGUGAAGGGGAGAUUAGCAAUAAAACUGGUUCCCGCCACUGUGAGCGAUGUCCAUCAGAGUUCUGGUCCAAUGAUGAACGAACUGCCUGUGUUCCUCGCCAAGUGGACUUUCUCUCCUUUAAUGAGACCUUGGGCAUUACCCUGACAGUAGCAGCAGUUUCUGGUGUUGUGGUGACGUCCGCAGUGUUUGUAGUCUUCCUGCGCUACCGUCACACCCCUAUGGUGCGAGCCAACAAUUCAGAGCUGAGCUUCCUGCUUCUCCUGUCACUCAAGCUCUGCUUCCUGUGCUCGCUGGUGUUCAUUGGUCGUCCGUCACUGUGGUCUUGUCGGUUCCAGCAGGCUGCAUUUGGGAUCAGUUUUGUACUUUGUGUUUCCUGCCUCCUCGUCAAGACCAUAGUGGUUCUUGCUGCUUUCCGCUCAUCUCGGCCUGGUGCUGGAGCCUUGAUGAAAUGGUUUGGCCCAGGCCAGCAGAGAGGAAGUGUCUGUCUCUUCACAAGCAUACAGAUUAUCAUCUGUGUUAUAUGGCUAUGUGUCAGCCCUCCUGUGCCUCAAUGUGAUCUCGGAUUUCAAGGGUCAAAGGUUACCCUCGAGUGUGCCAUGGCCUCUGUGGUUGGAUUCUCUCUGGUCCUGGGCUACAUUGGUUUAUUGUCCUGCAUCUGCCUCUUUUUAACCUUCCUUGCUAGGAAACUUCCAGACAACUUCAACGAGGCCAAGCUCAUCACCUUCAGCAUGCUGAUCUUCUGUGCAGUGUGGAUGGCCUUUGUCCCAGCCUACAUCAGCUCUCCAGGGAAAUACGUUGUCGCUGUGGAGAUUUUUGCCAUCUUGGCCUCUAGCUACGGCCUCCUGCUCUGUAUCUUUGCUCCAAAGUGCUUCAUCAUCCUCUUGAGACCUGAGAGAAACACCAAGAAACUGAUGAUGACCAGAUAGCAGACAAUUUCUCCCUGCUCAAAUGUCAGUAUGAGACUCUGAAUGAUAUCUUGAUCUGGUGGAGGGUCCUCAACCUGCUGCUUGGUCGUCUUG